AUGCAGCUUCGUCGUCAUACUGCACAGUUAAGAAAAUUAUCGUAUGUAUACAGAAUUCAAGUUAAACGUCUACGGUGUCAGUUACUAAAACAAAAACAAAAGGUUGAACAUUUAACAAAUUUAUUAAAAUCAAACAAUAAAGUUCUCAGUAACUCUUCUGUUACUGAUACCGAUGACGCAAUGAGUACAGAUGGUAAUGUUACGAAAAAUAUUACGGUAAAAGGUUUAUUUAUGAAUAAUGUGAGUCCAAGUGCUAAACAAAGAGCGAAAGCUCAAAUAAUUGAGCAAAAGGAUCUAUUACGAUGUGAACUAAAUCGAACUUUACGCGCUGGAUUAGGUUUAAACAUUUCAGAUAGAAUUCAUGUUUCAAAAGAUGAACCAUUUUUUGAUUUUUAUGUACUUUUUUGA
This is a messenger RNA of Didymodactylos carnosus, 408 nucleotides long. The record is from the annotation of a GenBank genome assembly. NCBI's taxonomy places the organism in Eukaryota, Metazoa, Rotifera, Eurotatoria, Philodinida, Philodinidae.